Messenger RNA from Sesamum indicum (sesame), 2508 nucleotides. RefSeq lists its product as uncharacterized. NCBI's taxonomy places the organism in Eukaryota, Viridiplantae, Streptophyta, Magnoliopsida, Lamiales, Pedaliaceae. The record is from RefSeq and is a predicted model, not a curated record. Gene Ontology annotation, biological process: regulation of asymmetric cell division.
AAUGUAAGUGGUGAUAGGGGUGGCACUUUGCCUUCUCAUACUUAUAUUCUGGCAACGCACACACACAAGACGUACGCUAAACUCUGUUUCUCUCUCUAGAAAUCUCUCUUCUGAAGGGAGAGAGGGAGGCUGUAUCUAUCUGUAUGUAUAGUUCUCUGCCUAUAUGUUAAGUCAAACGGCGGUGUUUCCUCUGUCAUUUUGCCGGCUGAGACCCCAAGUUCUCUCUUUUUUAAGAACAUUUGAAAUCUUUCCGAUACUGUAUCGUUUCUCAACACAACUGGAGCAGAACUAAGUGGGGAGGAAAAUUUUGCAGUCUUUUGUGGAUUAAUAAACGGAAGAGGUACGAAUAGAUUCUUCAGUUUGUGCCCGCCUAGUUAAUGUUCGCUUCACAAUUACUAAGAAUUCUCCAGACCAUCCCGAGUGAUGUGAAGCAUGAGACCAGUGUCUAUGACCCAGCUGAACAAGACAUGACCAUGAAGGAAAAUCUGGAUGCAACAUGUUACAAUUCUAAAAGGUUUGGAAGAGACGCUGAUCCCCUGGUUGUUGGAAGUAAAGAAACAUACCAUUUAAAUGGUUCCACAGACACCCAUCCUUUAGAGUUUGAGGUAAAAGGUAAGGAUGAGUGUUGGGACCCUAAAUUUUUGGAUGACUUUUCCAUGGAUAAUGAACAUGGAACUAAGGCUUCUCCAGAGAGAGACGAUCAAAAUGCACUAUUGGAUCAUUUGACUCUGGACGAGGAUGCUGAUUCAUCAUCUUCUGAUGGAAAUGAUAAAGACAAAGUACAUAGUAGUCCAGAGCAUGACUAUUCAAUGACAGUUGAAGAGAUUGCGCAUACCAGUGAAUAUGAAUCUACAGAUUAUAGGUCUCCAUAUAUUGGUGCUUCAGAUUUGUUCACGACAGAUACUAACUGGAAUGCUGAUAAGAAUGCAUCAAAAUGUGAACGGACAGAGGUAACCGUUUGCUACAAAGAGAUUAGUUAUCAUGUUGUGAAGGAAAUAUGCAUAGAUGAGCGGAUGCCCGUGAAAGGAAAUCUUUUGAUUGAAAGUAAUAUGGAUGAUAAGCCUGGACAUUCUUUUCGCCAACCUCUUAAUGAUGAUGCCCAUUGCGAUACCAUGGAAGGGGAUGUUGAUAUGGAAAGUUUUGUAUCAGAUGAAUUGGCAGCUUCAUCAUUGGAAAGUGCUGAGGAUGUUACCACUAAUGAGCAUGGCAACAAAGAAGAGAGCAAUGGACAAUUACUUGCUCAAGAAAGGCCAAACUCACGAUUCGAAAGCUCUUCUGACAAGGAUACUGCUGAGCAUUGUGGUCUGGAGGAUUCACAGUGGAAAGGUGAAACAAACACUGAUGCAACUGGCGAGACUGUGACUGAUGCUUCAGAAGAGGACUCUUUCAUAGAUAGUAAACUUCCAAUUCAAGAAUUUGGCACACGGAGUUUUCUCAGAUCUUUUCUCAACUCUUUAGAUGGUGAAAGCAAUAAAGUUGCACAACUGCCAGAUGAGAAGAUUUCUUCCUCAAAAGCAGUUGGCGAGGCUGCACCACCAGCAGCAGGGCCAAAGGAAGAUUUGCAAGCAAGCAUAUUGUACUACAAUAGUGAAGUGGAAAAUGGAAGCAUUACUUUCAAUUUCAACUCCCUGGCACCGGUGGUAGCUGGUGUUACAAAUGGGAGAACUGACGUCUUCAAGGAACAAUCUUUUGAUUCUGGAGACUGUCUCAAGGACGCGAAUUUGGACACAAGCAUGGGGAAGGUCCAUGAACUAUCCCCUGCCAUCAAGCACGGGUUUCCCAAUGAUAUUUCUGCCACUAGCCACGCUCACUCUGCUAGCAGCAAGGACAUCAGCAACAAAGAUGUUCACGAUCAUUCCCCUGACCACAGGGAAAAAGAUUUGGACGGACUGUCUACUGAUAGUCAACUUCCGUUUGCCAUAAAUUCCAGCAAAAGUGAUGGUCAAGCAGUUGAGUCGCAUGUUUUGGAACACGAGCAUAAGGACUUUGGUAAUAGUUCAGUUGUCGGCCAUGGGAAAUAUGAACAAGAAGAGUCGAGUUUCUCUGCAGCUGGUCUUAUAACUUUCUCAGGGCCAAUAGUGUAUUCUGGAAGCCUCUCUGUCCGCUCUGAUGGUAGUGCAGCUAGCGGCAGAUCUUUUGCCUUUCCAAUAUUACAAUCUGAAUGGAAUAGCAGUCCGGUGAGAAUGGGAAAAGCAGAUGGGACACAUUUUCGGAAACACAAGGGUUGGAGAUCAAGCAUUCUUUGCUGUAGAUUCUGAAGGCUUUCACUUCAUACUAGGUUGUUAGUGCGCAUAUACAAGGUCGAAGUAUAAGUUUAAAGAUUGAGUAUUGUAAUUAUACAAGUUGAUGUUUCACAGGCUUGUUCUGCUAUCACUUCUUAGAGUGAUACUCAGCUCUGAUCUCAACUCAUGCACCUCUAGGUUACAACAUAUAAUUAUUCGCUAACCGAACUGCGGAUUUAGAUACAUUAACAUUUCCCUUAUUGGAGAACACUAAGGACUUUAAUAA